CAACACCUGCCGAUUUCUCCAGGGAAACUCAGCGCCCCCCAUGGACAGACUUCGUCUCUUACACUUCCUCUGGAUCUUCUCAGCUGCCCCAGUAUUGGCAGGUUACCCCAUUUGGUGGUCCUUAGCACUUGGACAACAGUACAGCACCCUUGGGUCCCAGCCAAUCCUCUGUGGAUCUAUACCAGGUCUUGUCCCAAAACAGAUGCGGUUCUGCCGGAACUACAUUGAGAUCAUGCCCAGUGUAGCAGAGGGGAUAAAGCUGGGAAUUCAAGAAUGUCAGCACCAGUUUAGAGGGCGCCGCUGGAACUGCACCACCAUUCAUGACAGCUUGGCCAUCUUUGGACCAGUACUGGAUAAAGCCACUCGUGAAUCUGCGUUUGUCCACGCCAUUGCCUCUGCCGGAGUUGCCUUUGCCGUGACUCAUUCUUGUGCUGAAGGCAGCUCCACAAUCUGUGGCUGUGACUCUCACCACAAAGGCUCCCCUGGAGAUGGUUGGAAAUGGGGUGGCUGCAGCGAGGAUGCAGACUUUGGAGUUCUGGUGUCCCGUGAAUUUGCAGAUGCCCAAGAGAACAGGCCAGACGCCAGAUCAGCCAUAAACCGACACAACAAUGAGGCUGGAAGAGCGACCAUUCUUGACCACAUGCACCUUCGAUGUAAGUGCCAUGGUCUCUCUGGCAGCUGUGAGGUUAAAACCUGCUGGUGGUCCCAACCUGACUUUCGUGCUAUUGGGGAUCACCUAAAGGAUAAGUAUGACAGUGCCUCCGAGAUGUCAGUGGAGAAGCACCGGGAAUCACGAGGUUGGGUUGAAACACUGAGGGCCAAAUACUCGCUCUUUAAACCUCCCACAGAGAGGGACCUUGUGUACUAUGAGACUUCCCCCAACUUUUGUGAGCCCAAUCCAGAGACUGGAUCUUUUGGGACCCAGGGCCGUUCCUGCAACGUGACGUCCCAUGGCAUAGAUGGAUGUGACCUCCUGUGCUGUGGAAGGGGCCACAACACGCGCACAGAGAAACGCAAGGAGAAGUGUCACUGCAUUUUCCACUGGUGCUGUUAUGUGAGUUGCCAGGAAUGUGUGCGCAUUUAUGACGUCCACACCUGCAAGUGAAACAAAGGUACUAAAGCUGCAGCUUGCCAAUAGGUCUGUUCUAUAUCCACAACAGAGCAGCAAUGGGCCCAAUCAUAUAUUGUACUUCUUUAUUCCAAGAG
Messenger RNA from Xenopus tropicalis (tropical clawed frog), 1206 nucleotides. It is a transcript of the gene wnt3al, whose product is annotated as proto-oncogene Wnt-3 like. Gene Ontology annotation, molecular function: signaling receptor binding. Gene Ontology annotation, biological process: animal organ development; Wnt signaling pathway; canonical Wnt signaling pathway. The transcript is spliced from 4 exons. Bases 41 to 1105 code for a protein of 354 amino acids. Gene Ontology annotation, cellular component: extracellular region. The record is from RefSeq and is a predicted model, not a curated record. Lineage: Eukaryota; Metazoa; Chordata; Amphibia; Anura; Pipidae.